This is a messenger RNA of Neltuma alba, 2743 nucleotides long. Its product is annotated as cell division cycle protein 48 homolog. Lineage: Eukaryota; Viridiplantae; Streptophyta; Magnoliopsida; Fabales; Fabaceae. Bases 75 to 2522 code for a protein of 815 amino acids. The record is from RefSeq and is a predicted model, not a curated record. The transcript has 9 exons. Gene Ontology annotation, biological process: retrograde protein transport, ER to cytosol; autophagosome maturation; mitotic spindle disassembly. Gene Ontology annotation, cellular component: VCP-NPL4-UFD1 AAA ATPase complex; nucleus; cytosol. Gene Ontology annotation, molecular function: ATP hydrolysis activity; ATP binding; polyubiquitin modification-dependent protein binding.
CUGAUUCCCAAACUACUCGAUUUUCUUUACCCGGUUUUUGAGCUGAGCUUCCCAUGUACAAGUUCUGAGAAGCCAUGGCGGACUCAGCAUCAUCUAUCACUAAAAAGAGUGGCCCCUCUUCGGAUUCGAAAAGUAACAGGGAUUAUUCCACUGCAAUCUUAGAACGUAAGAAGGCACCUAACCGUCUUGUUGUUGAUGAGGCUAUUAAUGAUGACAAUUCUGUGGUAACUUUGCAUCCUUCUACAAUGGAAAAGCUUCAGUUUUUCCGAGGGGACACUGUUCUAAUAAAGGGAAAGAAGCGAAGGGACACAGUUUGCAUUGUUCUUACUGAUGAGCAAUGUGAAGAAUCAAAAGUUAGGAUGAAUAAAGUUGUGCGGGCUAAUCUUAGAGUACGACUUGGAGAUGUGGUAUCUGUCAAUCAAUGUGCUGAUGUGAAAUAUGGGAAGCGGGUUCACAUUCUUCCAAUAGAUGAUACUAUAGAGGGUGUUACUGGCAACUUGUUUGAUGCAUAUCUCAAGCCAUACUUUCUGGAGGCCUACCGACCUGUGAGAAAAGGCGAUCUCUUUCUUAUAAGGGGUGGGAUGCGGAGUGUUGAAUUCAAAGUAAUAGAGACAGAUCCUGGUGAAUACUGUGUUGUGGCACCAGACACCGAAAUCUUCUGUGAAGGAGAACCCAUCAAACGUGAAGAUGAAGAAAGAUUAAAUGAAGUUGGCUAUGAUGAUGUAGGUGGAGUUAGGAAGCAAAUGGCUCAAAUCCGUGAGUUAGUAGAGCUUCCUCUUAGACACCCACAGCUCUUCAAAUCCAUCGGUGUUAAGCCUCCAAAAGGAAUCUUGCUUUAUGGACCACCUGGUUCUGGAAAGACUCUGAUUGCUAAAGCAGUAGCUAAUGAAACAGGAGCAUUCUUCUUUUUGAUUAAUGGACCUGAGAUAAUGUCAAAGCUGGCCGGUGAAAGUGAAAGCAACUUGAGGAAGGCAUUUGAGGAAGCUGAAAAGAAUUCCCCCUCUAUAAUUUUCAUUGAUGAAUUAGAUUCAAUUGCUCCAAAGAGAGAAAAGACACAUGGGGAAGUGGAAAGGAGAAUUGUCUCACAACUUUUGACUCUAAUGGAUGGCCUCAAGACCCGGUCACAUGUUAUUGUUAUAGGAGCCACCAAUAGACCCAACAGCGUUGAUCCUGCCUUGAGAAGAUUUGGGAGAUUUGAUCGGGAGAUUGACAUUGGUGUGCCAGAUGAAGUUGGAAGAUUGGAGGUUCUUAGGAUUCACACUAAAAAUAUGAAACUUGCAGAUGACGUUGAUCUUGAAAAAGUUGCUAGAGAUACACAUGGAUAUGUCGGUGCAGAUCUUGCUGCUCUUUGCACAGAGGCUGCACUACAGUGUAUUCGGGAGAAAAUGGAUGUCAUUGACUUGGAGGAUGAAACAAUUGAUGCUGAGGUGUUGAAUUCCAUGGCUGUGACAAAUGAUCACUUCCAAACUGCUUUAGGCGCUUCAAAUCCGUCAGCUUUGCGUGAAACAGUUGUGGAGGUUCCCAAUGUUUCCUGGGAUGAUAUUGGGGGUUUAGAGAAUGUUAAAAGGGAGCUUCAAGAGACUGUUCAAUAUCCAGUGGAGCACCCUGAGAAGUUUGAGAAAUUUGGCAUGUCACCUUCAAAAGGUGUUCUCUUCUACGGACCUCCUGGCUGUGGUAAAACACUUCUUGCGAAAGCAAUUGCUAAUGAAUGCCAGGCCAACUUUAUAAGUGUAAAAGGACCUGAGCUGCUAACAAUGUGGUUUGGUGAGAGUGAGGCAAAUGUGCGUGAAAUAUUUGACAAAGCCCGACAAUCAGCUCCAUGUGUUCUUUUCUUUGAUGAACUUGACUCUAUUGCAACCCAGCGUGGCAGUUCCACAGGAGAUGCUGGAGGUGCUGCAGAUAGGGUUUUGAACCAACUAUUAACAGAAAUGGAUGGAAUGUCAGCUAAGAAAACAGUUUUCAUUAUUGGGGCAACAAAUAGGCCUGACAUUAUAGACCCUGCUUUGCUCAGGCCCGGACGUCUGGACCAACUGAUAUAUAUCCCAUUGCCAGAUGAGGAUUCACGCCUUCAAAUCUUCAAAGCAUGUUUGAGGAAGUCGCCAGUCUCAAAGGAUGUUGACCUAACCGCCCUUGCCCGGUUUACUCAUGGAUUCAGCGGUGCAGACAUCACAGAAAUUUGUCAGAGAGCCUGCAAAUAUGCUAUCAGAGAAGAUAUCGAGAAGGGCAUUGAGAAGGAGAGGAGAAAGAGGGAGAACCCUGAAGCUAUGGAAGAGGAUGAGGAUGAAAUUGAUGAGGUUGCUGAGAUAAAGCCAGCACAUUUCGAGGAAUCCAUGAAGUUUGCUCGCAGAAGUGUCAGUGAUGCUGAUAUCAGGAAGUACCAACUCUUUGCUCAGACCUUGCAGCAGUCUCGUGGAUUUGGAUCGGAAUUUCGGUUUGCAGAUCGAACUGAGAACACUUCAACUGGAGCUGCGGACCCUUUCUCUUCUGCUGCUGCGGGAGACGAUGAUGAUCUAUACAGUUAAAAUUGAGUGAGCUGGGAAUGCAUUUGAUGUUUAAAACUUACCGAAACUUGUAUCACAUAUCACGAUAGUUACUGUUUUACUAAGGAACGGUGCUUCUGUUUCAUGUCUAAGGAGCACUCAUUGUGUGCCGCAUGCCUGUUUGUACGUGCUCUUUCAUGUAUAUACACAAACACAUGCACGCAUUUCAUGGAUGAAUAAAGAGGGGAUUUUAUUUAUGCUUA